UAUUUACUAAUUCUUGUUGAUGAUUAUGACGAAACGCGUGCUUAAAUAAAAAUAAAUCUUUAAGAUUUUAUCACAUGUGUUGUAUGUUUACUUGAUACUAAUUGUGCAAUAUACAAUAAUAAUUAUCACGUAGUUAAGUGCUUCAUUUAAGAUCAAAAUAAUUAGUUAACAAUGAAGAGAAUAAAUAAUAUGGAAGUGAGUGAUUCUUAUCACACACCUAAUAAAGUGAUGCUCGUUGAAUCUUCAACGGGAGUAAAUUUAGUCAACAGAUAUGCAGCGACUAAAUCAUCACCGCAAGAUUUAAUUGCACUGGCAAUGGAAAUUGAGAAAGCAGACAAUUUCGUGAAAGCAAAUGCGAAAAAUAAAUUACAUGUAAUUGCUGAACAAAUGAGAUUUUUAAAAAAUCAAGCUCAGAAAGUAUUAAUUGAAGCUAAAGAAAAUGACAUGUUACACCACGCUGCCUGUAAUUUUGUAAAGCACCCAGGAAAUAUUUAUCACUUGUACGAAAAACCAUCCGGACAAUUUUAUUUUUCAAUGCUGAGUCCUGAGGAAUGGGGCGACGGAGCACCAUUGCAAGUCUAUAAAGGUUCUUACAGACUAGAACAUGAUCAAUCUUGGACGCCAGUGUCUCAAAUAAAAGCUAAGGAUGCUGAAUUGAAUGUAUUUGAUAAAUUUUUAUUCAAAAAUCAAACACUGCCAUUAAAUUCUCUUGAAGUAAUGAGCAUCGAUUACUAAUACAAAUAGCUAAUUUGUUAAUAAAUUAAUUAAACAUCUUUAAAUAUUUUAAUAUGCUUGUCAUAAAUUAAAAAAUCAAACAUUA
Messenger RNA from Cotesia glomerata, 820 nucleotides. RefSeq lists its product as uncharacterized. Lineage: Eukaryota; Metazoa; Arthropoda; Insecta; Hymenoptera; Braconidae. The record is from RefSeq and is a predicted model, not a curated record. The coding region runs from base 172 to 735 and encodes 187 amino acids. The transcript has 4 exons.